GUCAGCUUAUUUUUAGCCAGACUAUCAAAGUAUUUUCAACUGGACUGUCACUGCACUUGAACUUGGAAUCUUGUAACCUGAGGAACUGCACUGGAGACAAGAAGACACCUCUAACAAAUGGGAAAUUAUAAAUCUAGACCAACCCAAACUUGCACUGAUGAAUGGAAGAAGAAAGUCAGUGAAUCUUAUGUUAUUAUAGUAGAAAGAUUAGAAGAUGACCUUCAAGUCGAAGAAAAAGAACUUGCAGAACUAAGGCACAUAUUUAGCUCCGAUGAUGCCUUCAGUAAAGUCAACUUAAAUUACCGCACAGAAAAUGGGCUGUCUCUACUUCAUUUAUGCUGCAUUUGUGGAGGCAACAAGUCACAUAUUAGAACCCUUAUGUUAAAAGGGCUUCGUCCAUCUCGACUGACAAGAAAUGGAUUUACAGCCUUGCACUUGGCAGUUUACAAGGACAGUGCAGAAUUGAUCACUUCCCUGCUUCACAGUGGAGCUGACAUACAGCAGGUUGGGUAUGGUGGCCUCACUGCCCUACAUAUUGCUACAAUUGCUGGUCACCUGGAGGUUGCUGAUGUCCUGCUGCAACAUGGCGCAAAUGUCAAUGUUCAAGAUGCAGUUUUUUUCACUCCAUUGCACAUUGCAGCAUACUAUGGACAUGAACAGGUAACCCGCCUUCUUUUGAAAUUUGGUGCUGAUGUAAAUGUAAGUGGUGAAGUUGGAGAUAGGCCCCUCCACCUUGCAUCUGCAAAAGGAUUCUUUAAUAUUGCAAAACUCUUGAUAGAAGAAGGCAGCAAAGCAGAUGUGAAUGCUCAGGACAAUGAAGACCAUGUCCCACUGCACUUCUGUUCUCGUUUUGGACACAAUGACAUAGUGAAGUACCUGCUCCAGAGCGAUAUCGAGGUUCAGCCGCACGUUGUUAAUAUCUAUGGCGAUACCCCUUUGCACCUGGCAUGCUACAAUGGCAAAUUUGAAGUCGCCAAGGAAAUCAUCCAAAUAUCGGGGAUAGAAAGUCUGACUAAAGAAAACAUCUUCAGUGAAACACCUUUUCACAGUGCUUGUACCUAUGGUAAGAGCAUUGACCUGGUUAAAUUUCUUCUUGACCAGAAUGUUAUAAGCAUCAACCACCAAGGAAGAGAUGGGCACACAGGAUUGCACUCUGCUUGCUACCACGGUCACAUUCGCCUGGUUCAGUUCUUACUGGAUAAUGGAGCUGAUAUGAAUCUGGUAGCUUGUGAUCCCAGCAGGUCUAGUGGUGAAAAAGAUGAGCAGACCUGUUUGAUGUGGGCUUAUGAAAAAGGACAUGAUCCGAUUGUCACACUCCUGAAGCAUUAUAAGAGACCGCAGGAUGAAUUGCCCUGUAAUGAAUAUUCUCAGCCUGGAGGAGAUGGCUCCUAUGUGUCUCUUCCAUCUCCCUUGGGGAAGAUUAAAAGCAUGACAAAAGAGAAGGCAGAUGUCCUCCUCCUAAGGGCUGGAUUACCCUCACAUUUCCAUCUUCAACUCUCAGAAAUUGAGUUCCAUGAGAUUAUCGGCUCAGGUUCUUUUGGGAAAGUAUAUAAAGGACGGUGCAGAAAUAAAAUAGUGGCUAUAAAACGUUACCGAGCCAACACCUACUGCUCCAAAUCAGACGUGGAUAUGUUUUGCCGAGAGGUAUCCAUUCUCUGCCGGCUCAAUCAUCCAUGUGUAAUUCAAUUUGUGGGUGCUUGCUUGAAUGAUCCCAGCCAGUUCGCCAUUGUCACCCAGUACAUAUCAGGGGGUUCUCUAUUCUCCCUCCUUCACGAACAGAAGAGGAUUCUUGAUUUGCAGUCUAAAUUAAUUAUUGCAGUAGAUGUUGCCAAAGGUAUGGAGUACCUUCACAACCUGACACAGCCAAUUAUACACCGUGACUUAAACAGUCACAAUAUUCUUCUCUGUGAGGACGGGCAUGCAGUGGUGGCAGAUUUUGGAGAAUCAAGAUUUCUACAGUCUCUGGAUGAAGACAACAUGACAAAACAACCUGGGAACCUCCGCUGGAUGGCCCCUGAGGUGUUCACGCAGUGCACACGUUAUACCAUCAAAGCUGAUGUCUUCAGCUAUGCUCUGUGUCUCUGGGAACUUCUCACUGGUGAAAUCCCAUUUGCUCAUCUCAAGCCAGCGGCUGCCGCAGCAGACAUGGCUUACCACCAUAUCAGACCUCCCAUUGGCUAUUCCAUUCCCAAGCCUAUAUCAUCUCUGCUGAUGCGAGGGUGGAAUGCAUGUCCUGAAGGAAGACCCGAAUUUUCUGAAGUUGUUACCAAGUUAGAAGAGUGUCUCUGCAACAUUGAGCUGAUGUCUCCCGCAUCAAGUAACAGCAGUGGGUCUCUGUCACCUUCCUCUUCUUCUGACUGCCUGGUGAGCCGUGGAGGGCCUGGCCGGAGCCAUGUGGCAGCUUUACGAAGUCGUUUUGAGUUGGAAUAUGCUCUAAAUGCAAGGUCCUAUGCUGCCUGGUCCCAAAGUGCUGGACAGUGUUCUUCUCAAGGCCUGUCUUUGGAGGAGACGAAGAGGGGUCUUCAAUUAUCACCCAUUGACAAAUAUGGCUACGUGUCCGAUCCCAUGAGCCCGAUGCAUUUCCAUUCUGGCCGGAAUAGUGGCAGCUUUGAGGACAGCGGCUGACAGCGUUCCGCAUAUACCUAAGGAGAGAUUUCCCCCAAACUGACAGCAACAAUUCCUACCGUGGCAGGCUUGCUUCCAAUUAUAAUAUUUUACCCUCUAAGGUCUCCUUAAAUUGGCUUGUUUAUACUGGUCCUCUUUAAUUCCCUACCACAAGUUGGGCUUUGGAUUUAUGGUUAAGGAAUGAAAUGCAAAGGAACCAAGACAGAAUGUAUGUAAAAAAUUUGUUUGAAUUUUGUAACUGAAAGAGCAAAUUUAUAUCAUUACUUGGAGAUGGGGCCUAAGACUAUGGUGGGCACUUCACAAUGAUUAUGUUUUCCUAGACUGAAUUAUGUGGACUUGCAUUUGAGAGCCACGGCUUUGAUUUUGUAGAAUAUUGUUCGUUUUCUUCUCUCAUUAAGUUACCUCUAGUGUUCAGCUCUGUGAUUAAAGUUCUUUGUUGGCAUCCAAAAUGGAUUCAGAAGUGUACUGA
This is a messenger RNA of Acinonyx jubatus (cheetah), 3094 nucleotides long. It is a transcript of the gene TNNI3K, whose product is annotated as TNNI3 interacting kinase. Lineage: Eukaryota; Metazoa; Chordata; Mammalia; Carnivora; Felidae. Gene Ontology annotation, cellular component: nucleus. The transcript is spliced from 25 exons. The coding region runs from base 118 to 2625 and encodes 835 amino acids. The record is from RefSeq and is a predicted model, not a curated record. Gene Ontology annotation, molecular function: RNA polymerase II-specific DNA-binding transcription factor binding; protein kinase activity; ATP binding. Gene Ontology annotation, biological process: regulation of transcription by RNA polymerase II; protein phosphorylation.